AUGUCUUCAAAACGUGCCUCGACCAUGCCCGCGCCACCCAAGCCUCCAACAUCUCUCGCAUCCUCCCUAAUCAUCGCCGAACACGCCUCCCUCACUGGCACACAUCUCAUAACCCUUGGACCCAACACCGUUGUUCACCCACGAGCAAGGUUCAACUCGGCCCAUGCACCCAUAACCGUAGGCAGCAAUUGUAUCAUUUGCGAGCGGAGCUUAAUCGGCUUUCAAAGCGACGCAGCGGCGAACGAAAGAAAAGGAGCUGUGAUUGAGAAUGGCGUUGUCAUAGAGGUUGGAGCUGUGGUGGAGGCCAGGACCGUGGGCGAAGGCACUGUUGUUGAAGUACAAGCCAAGAUUGGAAAAGGUGCGGUGUUGGGAAAGCACUGUAAGAUUGGUCCACUCUGUGAGAUUGCAGAAGGAGAGGUCAUCCCAGAUUUCACUGUUGUCUAUGGGAAUGGGAUGCGGAGAUUAGACAGUAGUGGUGUUGAGGACUUGAAAUUGAAAAUGGUUGCUAGGCAAAUCGAAGUGUUGAAGAAACUUAUACCCAGCAAUCUAGCAAAGUUUCAAUGA
This is a messenger RNA of Hyaloscypha bicolor E, 564 nucleotides long. Its product is annotated as trimeric LpxA-like protein. The record is from RefSeq and is a predicted model, not a curated record. Gene Ontology annotation, molecular function: dynein complex binding. Gene Ontology annotation, cellular component: dynactin complex. The transcript is spliced from 2 exons. Lineage: Eukaryota; Fungi; Ascomycota; Leotiomycetes; Helotiales; Hyaloscyphaceae. The coding region runs from base 1 to 564 and encodes 187 amino acids. Gene Ontology annotation, biological process: mitotic spindle organization.